Messenger RNA from Stegodyphus dumicola, 1626 nucleotides. RefSeq names its product vacuolar protein sorting 36 (gene Vps36). Gene Ontology annotation, cellular component: ESCRT II complex; late endosome membrane. Gene Ontology annotation, molecular function: phosphatidylinositol-3-phosphate binding; ubiquitin binding. Gene Ontology annotation, biological process: protein transport to vacuole involved in ubiquitin-dependent protein catabolic process via the multivesicular body sorting pathway. The record is from RefSeq and is a predicted model, not a curated record. Lineage: Eukaryota; Metazoa; Arthropoda; Arachnida; Araneae; Eresidae.
CAUUUAUUAAAAAUUUGUAGAUAGAAUCUUGCUUCAGAUUUUUUAAGUAUUAAGAAAAAAACAUAUUACUUUUAUCUUACGGAGAAUUUUUGUAAAAGCAAUGGAUCGUUUCCAGUGGUGGGAGAACAACUUUCAGCCUGGUGAAACAGAAAUUUUACAGCAACCUUCUGUAAAGUUAUAUGAUGGCAAUAAAAAAACAUUGUUUGAAUCAGGGACUUUGACACUAACUAGUCAAAGAAUCCGAUGGAAGGAUGAUAUAAAUCCAAAUACUGAUAUGAGUUUAAAUUUGUCUCACAUCGUGUUAAUUGAGAAAGAGAAUGCCACUUGGACUAAGAGUGCAAAAAUUAUUGCUCAUCUCGGUGCUAUACUAGAAGAAGAUAAAAAACCUGGUCCAGUCAAAUACAGUCCCUAUAAUUAUGUUAAAUUUUCAUUUAGGGGAGGUGGUGAUAAAGAGUUCUUCAAUGCUUUCUCUGAGGCAUUAACAAAAAGGGCUUGGGAAGAUCCUGCUGUGGCUUAUCCAAAGGGAAAACAGUAUCGUGCUGGUAUAGUUGGAAUAGAGAGACAGAUAAAAGACCGCAAUGAAGCAACUGGAGAAACAAUUUCUGAAGCAUUUGAAGAUUUGAAAGGUUUGAUGAAAAUGGCAAAAGAAAUGGUUAACCUUUCAAAAACCAUAUCGCAAAAAUUAAGAGAAAAACAAAUGGACAUAACAGAAGAUGAAACUAUUCAAUUUAAAUCUUAUCUGCUGAGCCUUGGUAUUAGUGAUCCUGUUACUAAAGAUGAAUAUGGUUCUGGUAGUGCAUUCCAUACUGAGUUAGCUAAACAGUUAUGUGAUUUACUUAUGAAACCAUUAAAUGAAGCUGGAGGUACAUUGACUUUAGCAGAAGUUUAUUGCCGUGUGAACAGAGCAAGAGGAGUUGAGUUGAUCUCUCCUGAAGAUUUGCUCAAUUCUUGCUUAAUGCUAGAAAAAUUAAAUUUGGCUGUGAAACUCCAUAAAUUCGACAGUGGAGUUAUGGCUCUUCGUCUAGUGGCAGAAGAUCCCAUGGCUGAGGCUCGUGAAGUUAUGCAAAUUCUUCAGGAUAAUGAAUCCUUGACUGCUGCAGAGCUGUCUAUUCUCACAAAAGCUACAGUUGUGAUUGCAAAAGAACGACUGUUAUUUCUUGAGAAACAAGGCCUUGCAUGUAGGGAUGAUUCUGUAGAAGGCCUUCGAUUUUAUGCUAAUCAAUUUUGAUUUUUUGUAAAAUUUGCCAAAAGAUGUUUUAAAUGUCAUUAUACUAUAUUACAGUAUUUUGAUUGGUUAUAUUAAGAUUGUUUCAUUAAUUAUGUAUUUGAUGUAAUGUUUAAAUAUAUAUAGACAGAGAAAUAUUCAGUGUCCCAUAAUAUUUGAGUAAAUUCUGAUUCUUCUGUAUAGAUGUGAAUUUGAACUUUUAAAAAAUUAUUUAUUUAUUUGGGACCCAUAAUAUUUGAGUAAAUUCUGAUUCUUCUGUAUAGAUGUGAAUUUAUUUGAACAACUUUUAAAAAAUUAUUUAUUUAUUUGGGAGUGGGUCUUUUGCUUUAAGAAUAAAUAAUAUUUCAGUUUUAAAUUUUUGUUUUUCAAUUUCUGAUCAGAAAUAUAUGUAUGAAAGGUGU